AUGGUCACUUAUUGCACAUUGUGCUACCGAAAAGAUGAAGACAUUCAAAUGAACCCGUUCUUUAAACCGUUCUUCGAAGGACAGAGUUUAUUACAGAUAUUAAAUUCAGUAUCUUCUCUAAAGAUAGAAGAAACUGAUUCUACUUCAAGUAACAUUUGUCAAGACUGCACUCACGUUAUCAUAAACUUCCAGCGUUUAAUCAAAACCUACAAAGACAGAGAAUCCAGCCAUAAUUCCGUUAUAAAUAUCAACAAAAAGGAAGACGAAUUUUUCUUAGACGAACAAGAUUACGAUAAUUACGUAGAAUGUCAAGCAGAGUCGUUCGAUGAAUUGGACGAAUCAGCUGGUAUUCCCGUUAAACUCGUAUCCCAAUGGAAAGAAGAAUACUCAGAAGCACCUUCGGACAUCAAAAUAAAACCAAACAAAGUGUACGACGAGUUCGGUAACGAGGAAAUAAUCUCGCGUAAAUACACUUGCGAUGAAUGCGGGGAUUCCUUUCUGUACAAAGUCGGGUUCAGUUCCCACAUGGUCCAAAAACACAGCACUUACAUAGACAACCAAGAUUACGAACAAUACAGUACGGAAAUCACAGUGAAAAUACCACCGGCUUCGAUCGAGACAAAGUUUUCCAGAAAACAACUACCUAAGAGGGCUAGUGCAACAAACAAAACGUUAUCCUGCCAUAUAUGUAAAAAGGAAUUAGUCUCAAUCGACGAGCUCAAGGAGCACCAGAAAAGCCACAAAACCCACGUGUGUGAACAUUGCGGUGCGGCUUUCACGAAAAACUCCUACCUCAGAGACCACUUGUUAGUGCACACUUCAGUGAAAAGGUACUCUUGCAACGUUUGCGGUAAAAAAUUCAAAUACAGAAACGGCCUCGCCGUGCACCGGAACAUCCACGUGAAUUUCCGCGGGUUCAUGUGCGACACCUGCGGACAGGGCUUCAAUGCUAAGAGCACCUUAAAGACCCACAUGAAGUUGAAACACAGCGACGAAAGGAACUGGCUGUGUCCGGAGUGUCCUCUUACCUUUAAGGUGAAGUCCUGGUUAGACAAGCAUUAUUCGAGGAAGCACACUUUAAAUAGGACUAAAGAUUUCGUGUGCAGCAUGUGCGGUAUCGCUUAUUUGAAUAAAACUACUCUAACUAGGCAUAUAUCGGAGAAACAUACGGGAACGCCGGUCAGACAUUUUUGUACGGUGUGUGAGAAGAGUUAUAGCAUGAAAACCAAAUUGAACAUUCACAUGCAAAAAAAGCACAAUAUUAUUCUUAACAACAGUUCUUCGCAGUUGUUGUUAUAA
Phyllotreta striolata is the source of this 1299-nucleotide messenger RNA. NCBI's taxonomy places the organism in Eukaryota, Metazoa, Arthropoda, Insecta, Coleoptera, Chrysomelidae. The record is from the annotation of a GenBank genome assembly.